Adineta steineri is the source of this 4494-nucleotide messenger RNA. The record is from the annotation of a GenBank genome assembly. NCBI's taxonomy places the organism in Eukaryota, Metazoa, Rotifera, Eurotatoria, Adinetida, Adinetidae.
AUGGCUACUUCAGUGGCAUCUUCUUAUAAUGCUGGUAGUAUGUCUCCAGAAGGCAUGCGACGACCGCCAAGUAAUCUUUAUCAAAGUAUUCGUCCAUUACGUCGUGAACGAACAAUAAUGGAUAAAGAAUUUCAUCGAACUCGACAAUCAAAUUCGGCUUAUUCUCCUGAUUUACCAGUCAGAUCUUCAGUAUUCUCAGGCGAAAAACAAUAUGAACAACGUCCUGUCUCAACACAAGUUCGUUCAGCAAAAUCCAAUGAAAUUUUUCAUUUAAUUGAUCGAAAAUUACAAACAGGCGUUCAUGGUGUACGUCAUUUAUUCCGUGCAAAUGAUCCUAGUCGUGCAGGAAAAUUGUCAAAAGAAGGAUUUCGACGCGUAUUAUCACAAUUAUGUGGUUAUGUAAAUGGUGAAGAAUGGGAGAAAGUUUGUAAAAUGUUUUACAUGAAUGACCGAGAUGCUACGAUAACAUUUGAAGAAUUUGUUUCUUUUUUUCCGGAUAAUGAAAAAGUCAAACAUGAAUUAUCUACAUUUCGACCAGAAAGUAGUAAUUCAUCAUUACUUAGUUUAAGUCGAAAUAUGUUGACAACUCCACAAUCACAUCAUAAACGUUAUUUACCUAAACUUACUGCUAAUUAUUGUUAUUCAUUAAUGAAAGCAAGAUGUCGUGAUCCAUCAUUUGUACCAAAUGAUUAUUUACCUAAUGAUUGUUUAAAUAAUGGUGUUAUUAUACGUGAUCAUUUAAAGAUAAUUUUAAAAAAUUUUCAUUUAAAUGAUAUUAUUAAUGAUGAGAAAGAAUUUGAAAAUCUAUGGUCAAAAUUUGAUUUCGACAAUGCUGGAAUGAUACGAACAAAUGUAUUUCUUCGUUUACUAGAUUAUCGUGUUAAUCUUGCUGAUGAAAUUGAUGCUGAUAUUCAAAAAUUAAUAACUGAUCGAGGUAUUUCAGGUUCAUUAUCAUUCGUAGAAGGAUCACCAUGGAGAAAAAAAAGACAAGUAUUAGCAAAUAAAAAUCGACAAUGUAAUGAUAAUGAUAAUUAUUCAGCAUGUGGUGCACCACCACCAUCAGCUGUAAAUGAUAUAGAAGAUGAAACAAUGAUAAAUUCAGAUACAAAAUAUAAUAAUGAUGAAUGUGAAAAUUCAAAUAAGUUUUCACGAUCUGAUAAUAAUAAUAAUCCAAUGGAAACAUUAAAUACAAGAAUUCGAACAUUGGUACAAAAACAUAAAAACAUGACUAAACAAUUAAAUGAAUCUGGUGAACUUUUAUUAUUUCUUGAUCGAAAGGUCAAUGAAGGUUAUUAUUGGUUAAAAGAAAUCUUUAGUCUUUUGGAUCCAAAUCGAACAAAUUUAAUAACAAAAGAACAACUUAUUGCUACUCUCAAUCAAUUUGAUAUUCCAGUUUCACAUAAUAAUAUUGAUCAAUUUUUACAAAAACAUCAUUGUAAAUUAUCAAAAAAUACAAAUAAUGAAACUGUGAUUGAUUACAAUGCAUUUUUAAAAUACUUUCAAGAUCGUUCUGAUACAAGUUUUCUUGCUCGUGCUGUUAGUGAUUUAAAAAAACCCAAAUCAAAAACAACUCAAUCUAAUACAUCUGAUAUCGAAGAUGGUCUUAUCGAUUUAUUACACGAUAUUUUUCUUUCUCUUACAUCAGCAACAAUUAAUUAUAUUUCGAGAGAAAACGAUGAUUUAUGUUCAGAGAAAGAAUUAUUUAUUGUAUUGAAAAAAGAACUCGGCAUUGCUGAUAAUUAUCGAUUUACUGAUAAUCAAAAGGAAGAAGUUUAUACAGUACUGAAUUGUACGAAUGAAAUGAAACAAAAACGACAAUUACCAUAUAAACGUUUAUUAUAUUAUCUUAUGAAAAUAAAAAUUCCAUAUACCAAAGACCGAAAUAAUCAACCGAAAUUUAGCGAAAAGAAGUCUGAACAAAAAUUAUUAAUACCACCAAGAAAUUUAACUUAUAUUGAAAGAACAUUGAAUGAUGUAAUUCGUCUUCGUAUGCAUACAUUAACGAAAGCAUUUUCUAAUAUUGAUCAACCACGAACGGAUUGUAUUAAUCGAGAACAAUUUUACAAAGUUCUUCAAGAUAUAGAAACAGAUAUAAGACGAUCUGAAGUUAAUUUCUUUUGGUCAGCAAGUGGUUUUCCUACACAUGAAAGUGUUCCAUUUGCAAAUUUAAUAAAACAAAUCGUUGUAUUUAAUCGUGAUGAUAAUCAAUCAAACUUGAAACAAUUUCAACGUGUUCAAACAGGACGACAACGUCAUGCUCAAUUAGCAACAACAAGAUCUGUCUUUACACCAGGAAGAAUAAGUGACCUUUCAAACAUGGGUCAAUCAGUGGAUUAUCGCGAAAUAUACAAUCGUAUACUUCCCUAUGUUCGUCAGAAUUAUAUUAGAAUAAAAAAUGAUUUACUUGAAAACGAUCCAACAGCUUGUGGUUCAGUUAAUUUUUCUGUCUUACAAAAUAUUUUUGAUUAUUAUUCUGUUCCAAUUAAUGAAGAAGAAUUACGUACACUUGUUCGUCUUGAUGAUCGACAUAAUGGAUCAAAAGUUCAAUAUCCAUUUUUUAUUCGAAAAUAUCAUCCUGAUGGACCUGUUAUAAAAAUUAGUCCAUGGACACGUGUACAUCCUGUUUAUGAACAAUUAGUUCAAAAACAAUACACUAAACGACCAUCGAAAGAAGUUUAUGACCAACGAACUCAGAAUCCUCGUGAUUUGAAUACUCUUAUUCGAUUAUUUCAUUCAUAUGAUAAAUCACGCAAAGAUGUCACUAAUUCAUUUUAUUUAAGAACAAGUUGUAGUCGAAGUAGUUUUACAGAAGAUGAUUCGGAUUUUGAUGAAAAUAUAUAUAGAGUGAAAAAAGUUACAUCAAGAAAAAAAUCGUAUCGAAAAUGGACAAAAGAAGAAGAUGAACGUUUGAAAGAUUUUAUUAAUGCUAAUAAUGGUUUAACAGAUUGGUCUCGUAUAUCACAAUAUGUCGGAAAUGGUCGUACAGAUGCACAAUGUCAACAUCGAUGGGAUCGUUUUCUUGAUCCAUCAAUAACAAAAGGACCAUGGACUGAUGAAGAAGAUAGGAAGGUUAUUGAACUUGUACGAGAUUAUGGUGCAAGACAAUGGAGUAUAAUUGCAAAGGAAUUAAAAGGACGAGUUGGAAAACAAUGUCGAGAAAGAUGGCAUAAUCAUCUCAAUCCAGCAAUUAAUAAAGACCCAUGGACAAAUGAUGAAAAUUUUUUAUUGUUUAUUUUACAUCAACAUUUUGGGAAUCGAUGGGCAGAAAUAGCAAAACAUUUUAAUGGAAGAUCAGAUAAUUCAAUUAAAAAUCAUUGGAAUUCUUCAAUGAAAAAAAAAUUUGAAUUAGAAGUAUCAAAUUUAAAACGACAAGGACUUGAAUGGACUGCAUUAAUUCCAUGUGAUUUUCCAUGGCCUAAACUUGAUAAAAUAUCUCCAACUCGUUCACCUCUAACUACUAUAACAAAUCAAACACAUUGUUCGACUACAAAAAAUUCUUCGAAAAGAAGUACAUUAUCUUCUAUAGCUGUAUCUAUUAUUAAAAAUGAAACUUUUGAUUUACCAAUUGUGAACAGUGAUGAUAAUAAUACUCAUAGUUUUUUUCCAACAACUGAUUACAAUGCUUUUAAUAUUUCAUCUUCACAUGAACAACACUCAACAGUUUAUCCAGAUCAUAUACAGCCUAUAACUUCUUCUCAAAAAUCUUCAAAUACUCAACAAGAACGUUCAUCACAAGAUCUUGAACGAUUAUUUUAUUGUACACCACCAUCUCCUGUAAAACAAUUACCUAUGCUUUCAUCAUGUGCUGAUUAUACGACAUCAAGUCAAAAUUCUCAAACAGAUCAUCAUAUAUCUUUAUUUCCUUCCUCUCUCGAAUAUUAUCCAACUCAUACAUCAUCACAAACUUCAUCAUUACCUACAUUUACUUGUUCGUCAUCAGCACUAUCUUCACAAUCAACAAUUUUAUCAACAGAUGAUUCAUUUUCACUUAAUUUUAACUCACAAAAUGAAAUCAAACCAGAUACUAAGCAUCUUUUAAUUGAACUUACACCAUCGAAAAAAUCUCAAGAUAUUGUUACUUCACCAAAAACUAUUUCAAAUACAUCAUCACCUUCAAAACAUCGUGUACUUAAUACACCUGAACGUUUAGAUCGACCACAUCGAAUUCAUUUAACAGAACAAGAUUGGUUCCAUGAUUUUUUUUCAUAUUCUGAACAAACAACAACAAGUACUUCAGAUAAUCAUUCAUCUUUACGACCAACAAUUGUACGGCGUAAUAAACGUUUACAUAAAUAUCAAUCAACAAUUCUUGAAACAAAAAAACGAGAACGUUUUUCAAAGAAUUUAUUUCAUUCAUCGAAAAGACUCAAAGAAGAAUUAGGAUAUGAUCCAACAUAUGAAGAAAUAUUAAUUGGUCAAACAUGUAUUCAACGUCAUGUAACUGAACAAGCUCGACGUUAUCUCUCCUGUUCCUCAUUAACUAAUUUUAAUUGA